UUCCCCCGUCGAUGUUGCUCAGUUUGCUUGGACAAGCAAAUUUGACUUUCCAAACCAAAAAUAUAAGUCUGAAAAAUGAGUAAAAACUACUUCUUGGUGCGAGUCAUUCUCGCUCUCUGCCCAUUGGCGGGGCUGAGUGUCGCUCAAAUCCGACCAGAGGUCACGGUGGAAGCUGGCAAACUGAUCGGUACCACCGAGUUCUUUGAGGAGUCGGAGUUCUUGGAGAACAAGACAAUCGACGUGUUCAAGGGUAUACCGUUCGCCCAGCCACCCGUGGGGCCGUUGCGUUUCAAGCCCCCAGUGGCCAAAGAACCUUGGGACGGGACCUACAACGCCACCUACUUCAGGGAUUCUUGUAUUCAAGCCGAAUACCCGGGCGUACCUCCGAUGCCGAACACCAGCGAAGACUGCUUGCAUCUGAACAUUUUUGCACCAAAACCAGCAAUCGAAGGGGGCGUUGCCGUCAUGGUCUAUAUACACGGGGGUGGGUUCUUCCUUGGGUCCUCCGUGGGGUUUAACGGAUUGCCACUUGCCGCCUCUGGGGACGUCAUAGUUGUUAGCAUCAACUACCGAUUGAACGUCUUUGGAUUUCUGACAACAGGUGACGAGGUGGUACCGGGUAACGCAGGCCUUAUGGACCAAGUAUUUGCCCUCGAGUGGAUCAAGACGAAUAUAGCAGCCUUUGGGGGUGAUAGCGAACGGAUUACCAUUCUCGGGGUGAGUGCUGGGUCAGCCAGCGUCAGUCUCCUGGUGCUGUCACAGAUGUCGCGGGGGUUAUUCCAACAUGCCAUAAUGCAGAGCGGGACUGCGUUUUCUCCGUGGGCGUGCACGGACGGCAAACGGGAUCGGCUCCGACAGCAGGCUUUUGACAUGGGGGAGAAGCUCGGCUGCAGUGCACCGGACAGCGCAGCUCUGGUGGACUGUCUAAGACAGCAGGACGUUAUGGAUGUUCUUAACGUGUCAGUUCAGGCUUGGCUCACGGUUGCCGUGCCUCCUGUGGUAGUUGAUGGGACCUUCCUGGACGACACCCCGGCCAACCUCUACGCCACCGGGCGGUAUAACCACGUCCCGAUCCUUCUCGGUUUUACCAGUGCCGAAGGAAGCUCCUUUGUGUUGAACAACCCGUUUCUCGGUCCGGGGGCGAACGAGAAUCCGCCCUAUCUGACCAAGGAGGAUUUCGAUCGAGCCCUGUCCGCAGAAGUAGCCAAUAGUUUCUACGGUGAUUCUGAGGCCUCCAAUGCCCUACUCAUGGACGCUAUCAAACAACAGUACGUCGACUGGUCCCAGGCCGACAACCAAACCGCCAAUUAUCUCAAAUCGUACGUAGAGUAUCUCGGCGAUUUCGCUUUUGUCAGCGGAACCGACCGGGUGGCGCGCUACCACGCCCAAAGCGGCGACGACGUCUUCCUGUACCAGAUGACGCGGGUUAACGACUACAAGUAUUAUGAGACUUCGUGGAUGGGGGCGACCCACGCGUCAGACAUGUGGUAUGUGUUUGGCAUGCCAUUUGAGUCUGCCUUCCGGCCAUUUCUUGACCAGUACCGAGAGGACGUGGCACUCUGUGUCCAAAUCAUGAGAUUCUGGACCACUUUUGCGAAAACUGGAAACCCCAGUUUCGACGCUCAAAACUCACCGUCUGACCCCGAUAUGGGUUAUUGGCCCAAGUUUACUAUCCCCGAGUUGGAAUACAAAGAGCUUGACUUGAACCUCACGAACAAGAGAGCCCUCAAGAGCCAAAUAUUCCACUUCUGGAACAUCUUUACAGUUCAGCUCAGGACCAUGCUGGCUGACCAGGAUACUGUCGAACUGGAAUGGAAAGACGCUUUCUACCGUUGGAAGUACACGGACAUGGAAGACUGGAAAACGCAGUUCACCAAAUACAAAGAGGAACUGUAAAACUCCUCCUGCCUGAUAAUUCCAAGUAUAGAACCCCCCUACACAAAUUUGCCGAAUGAAUUGCUGCAUUUUAGAAAAUAUAUGGGCUUUGAGCCUUUCAACUGGGUAUUACACAAAACAAUGACUUAAAACGUAUGCAUGCGCUUUCUAGAUAUUACUGUUUACCUAAUACAGCAUCGCACACAUGAAAGAGGUUAAGGCUGAGUCAAUUCAAUUUAUUGUGCUAAGCUUUGACCAUCGAUCGAUUAUUCAGUUCUACCAAAUUCCUACAAAAGCAGAUGAAACAACAAGUUUCAAAUGUAAGUUUUGGCUGCACUAUGUUCGCAAGCAUUCAGCUGCCUUAUGCUUACUCAGAGAUCUUGAAAUAUACUUCUAGAGUGCAACUUUGCAACCUAGUAAUUAGAUUCCCCCAUUGCUGUUCACCUCCGAGUAUUCCAUUCCAAUGAACAAAGGAUCGAGUAUUCGAAUAAUUGGCCCAGCCCUGUCUGACAUAUGCAGUCCUGAAUCUGACAUUUUUAUUUUAUACAGAGUAGCUGAAAUAGAAAGUAGAAUUCUGUAAAACCGGAAUAGAUACGAAAUGUAGUCAGUGCUGAGGCUUUUUUCCAUAGACAAUAAAAUCCAAUCGAUUUAAUUGAACAAGUAGAACAAGGCUUGAAAACACAUAACCAAUUCCUGCACUUCUCUAUUAUACCCCCCCAAGACGAGGUUACACUCUACAACGUGCAUGGUGUUCCAGGAGCUGAAUCCUACUACAAAACUAACCAUAAGCAAAACAAAAAAAACAAACAAACAAAAAAAUUCUGAUGUCGUCUCUAUAUUUAUGAUUCCUUAUUCUUCAUGAUUUUCAGACUGUUCAUCUUUUGAUACGUCUGUUUCAAUCCAUUUUGGCUUGCUACGGUAUUCUAUUCCGUAUUGAUUUUCCUGCUUGGCUAAAUAUUUCCUCUCUGACGCUAUUCUUAUUGUUUUUAUAUUCAUUUUGUUCAUUUAGUCAGGUUCUUGCUGUAUUUUAUAUGCUUAAUUUAAAUGUUAAAUUACUUCUGUUUGGAAUCAGAAUCGUUCGUUUCGCGUUAACAGUUGCUGUAGAAGAAGGGCUGUGAUGGUGACACCAGAAUCCAAAAAAAAAAUCUUGCCCGUACGUAACCAUUGAUGUGAUGGUUUCUGUAGUCCACGGUGUAUUAGUAAAACCUCAGAUUUUUUACAUGCCUCCGAAGUUUCUUUAGCUAUACAGACAGCAUGUAAUCAAUGCACUAGCUGUUUCGUACAAAUUUCAUGUACUGUUUUUGACUAAUUCAUAUGAGCGAUUUGUAGCAAAUCUGCCACCGGAUGUUGUUCUAACUUAUGCAAGCUCCUUGCUAUUGUCUGUAAUCACGGUGACACAGACUUUUUCAGUCAUGUGAAGUGCGGGGUCUUUUACACUCUGUGAGAAGUUAUAGGCUAAGCAGUGUGACUCCAAAAGCAAACAAUUAGACAUAGUUUGCGCUGAUCGACCUCAACGACGACGCUGGUUGACCUUGGUACUGAUAAAUAUAUUCUCUUCAUGUGAUUGGUUCAUCUUUGGACCCCUCAAAGGACUUUGACAUGAA
Molecule: messenger RNA, 3479 nt
Organism: Acanthaster planci (crown-of-thorns starfish)
Lineage: Eukaryota; Metazoa; Echinodermata; Asteroidea; Valvatida; Acanthasteridae
Product: cholinesterase-like
Biological process (GO): choline metabolic process; acetylcholine catabolic process
Cellular component (GO): plasma membrane
Molecular function (GO): acetylcholinesterase activity
Source: RefSeq, a predicted model, not a curated record